This is a messenger RNA of Funneliformis geosporum, 837 nucleotides long. NCBI's taxonomy places the organism in Eukaryota, Fungi, Glomeromycota, Glomeromycetes, Glomerales, Glomeraceae. The record is from the annotation of a GenBank genome assembly.
AAUGAAUCACAAAUCGAAGAAACCGAAGAAACGGUUCAAAUUAAAAGAAAGGCUUGGUCCAAAGAAGAAUUUGAUACUCUUCAAGAUGCGAUAGAAAAGCACGGUAAAAAGUGGACAUAUAUAUCAAAACAAUAUUUUAAUUCUGAACGAAAUCCAAAUUCAUUGAAUAUAAAGUGGGGGAAUUCUAUAUUAAGUCAACUAAGACCUUCUUAUUAUAAUAAAUGGACUCCUGAAGAAGAUAAAAUACUUGAAAAAGGAGUGGAAGAACAUGGUAUCGGAAAAUGGAUGAUUAUAUCAAAAUUAUUUAAUGAUAAAGAUCGAAAUCAAGUAGCACAUAGGUGGUACCUCUUAUCAAAGAAAAAGCGAGGGAAAUGGACAAAAGAAGAAGACCAAACCUUGUUAGAUUUAAUUGAUAAACAUGGGAGACGAUGGAAAUUACUUAGUGAGAUUUUAGAUAGACCGAGUACAAGUAUUAGAACUCGAUAUGAAAGGAUUCAUAGUAAUCCUUGGACGACCGAAGAAAACAUCAAAUUAAAAAAUGCUAUUCUGGACUAUGGUGAAGAUUGGGAUAAAAUCACAAAAUUAUUUCCAUAUCGAACGAAGUAUGAGAUCAAGGAUCAUUAUACCCAAUCCUCUAGUUCGAAUCCAUAUGUUAAUAUUGGACAUUGGGAAGAAAUGGAAAUCUCGAGUUUUAUGAAAGCUUACAAAGAACAUGGAAAUCAAUGGAAGAAAAUUUCAACAAUUAUUAAAACGAGAUCAGCUAAGCAAUGUGCUAAAUAUUAUUAUAAUCACAUACGAAAUCCUCAGAAUUACGUUCACAGAAUACGAUCUGAUUAA